AAAAAGGUAUGUUCAACGGGGAAGGAGAGAGACUUGUUUUGAGAGGAGCUUAGGACUGACUGCCCAUGGUGGAUGGGCGGAGCAGGAAGCAUGCGCUGAGCUGGCAGAGUCGGGGCUAGUCUGCUGCGCGCGAGGAGAGGGAGAUCACGGGCUGGCUCGGGUCCUCUCAGACGGACGCGGGGAGACCACCUUACCAAUCACGUCUCCUUGAGGACUAAAUAGGCGAGAACAGAAAAGAGCAAGAAAGAGAGUGAGAGACAGGGAGAAAUAGAAGAAUAGAAAGCUAUAAGGACAACACCUCCGUUUGUAACCACAGGGAGUCGGCAUCUGGAAACAUAACGAGCGAAGAAGACCCCCCCCCUCGCGACAUCUCUCGGCUCUGUAUCUCCCAGCGCACCCCUCCUAUAGCCUACUCCCUGGAGAACGACCACCCAUUGAACACCCUAAUUGACCAGCGUUGCCAUUAAGCGAUGCACUUUGAAUCCAAGACGAAACCGAACGCGUAAUUUUGAUGCACAUUUAACAACCAGUGAUCAUAAUUUUCCAAAACGGAACAGUUAAGACUAUGGAUACAGUUUUGGGUGUUUAGCCUAAAUUUAACGGGUUUCUGGCGACGUGAAAUUAUCUCAUCCCCGGUAACUGACAUCAACACUAUACUUUUAUCUCCUAUUGCUUGUGGAAGAGUCUUAUCAUCUUCGUUUUAUUCCAUUUUCCAUUUUCUUUUUCAAACCAAUGGUCUGGGAACGGACCGCCUCACUCAACACAUACUAUUUCAUUUAGACGUGUCAGCCUCGUUUAGCGCUUUGAACGCGGACAACAUUACAGAAUUGCAAGGGGAAAUUGUCAUCGAGAGUAUUUUGCACAAACAUACUGAGUGGAAAGUUUGUUGCCGGAGAGGGAAUAGAUCGGAGACAUCUCGGCCAUAUCCACGGGAUUUUCCCCUAAGGUGGGAGGUCCGUGGGCUGCAGCCAUGCUGUCCCUGGAUGAGCCAUUGGACCUAAUGCUCCCCCGGGGGCGUGUCAACGGGCGAGACAGGGGUGCAUGGUCACCCCCCACCCUCACCCUCUCUCCGAUACCCUUCAAGCGCGCCCGGCAGCUCCGCAUGGCUGAUGAUGGCACAGCCGUCAUAGUGCCCGCCUCCCCGGCCUCGCCACACACAGGUGUGCUGGUGGUCUCCAGGGAGAGGUCAGAGACGCCCCCCACCCCGCCGGCCGUGGACCUCAGUACGUCCCCCUCCUCCCGCCACACCUCCAGCUCCCCAGAGAUGACCAACGGGAACGCCGUCUCCCACCACAUCAUUGCAGGGGACUCAGCUCACAUCCGUUAUGUGGAGAGCAGAGCCUCCUCGCAGGCCUUCCAGUUCUUCGUGCCGAUUGGUGCUGGGGCCGGACUCCACCUGCCGUCAUCCAUGUUCAUUGGCCAGCCCAAUGACAAGCGGGCCUCUCCCGAUCUCUCAGCAGACGAACAGCUGGCCUGUCGCUGGAGGAAGUGCCAUCUUCUCUUUGAGUCCCUGCAAGACCUUGUGGACCACGUCAACGACUUCCACGUCAAACCUGAAAAGGAUUCUGGGUACUGCUGCCACUGGGACGGCUGCGCUCGCAAAGGGCGGGGCUUCAACGCUAGGUACAAGAUGCUUAUCCAUAUCCGUACACACACCAAUGAGAAGCCUCACCGCUGCCCCACCUGCAACAAGAGCUUCUCUCGCCUGGAGAACCUCAAGAUACACAACCGCUCACACACAGGUGAGAAGCCGUACAUCUGUCCAUACGAGGGCUGCAACAAGCGCUACUCCAACUCCAGCGACCGCUUCAAGCACACACGCACCCACUACGUGGACAAGCCCUACUACUGCAAGAUGGCCGGCUGCCUGAAGCGCUACACAGACCCUAGCUCCCUCCGUAAGCACAUCAAGGCCCACGGCCACUCUGUAGCCCAGGAGCAAGGCUCUCCGGGUGGGCUGAGCUCCCUGCUCAAGGUGGGUCCCCUGGGGGUGGGGAUGGGUGGAGGAGGGGGGAAGCUGGGGGAGUCGGAGCUGAGCUACAUCAGUGGGGCCCAUAUCAUCAUCCCCAGCGCCGCUGCCGCUCUCCUGGGGGGCCACGCUCUGCAGGGCCUGGCGGGCUCCAUCCCUCUAUCCCGCCUCGCCCCCCGGCCCCUGGACCUGAGCACACUGGGGGGGUGCCCCAGCUCCCCUUGCACCACCUCCAUCCUGUCCUUCAAUGGUUCUCCUCUGAGCCUGUCCACCAAGUCGUCCCUGGGGCUCUCCCCGGCCUUCCCCUCCUCAGCCCUGGGGCUGGGGCCCACCAUGGUGCCCGUGUCCCUAGGAGGAUCCAUGGGGUCGUCCGCCUCAGAGCGCAGGGCCCACCACCACGGGUGUCACCACAAGGGGAAAAUUGGGGGGGAGGAGGGGAAGGACAAGCUUCAUCGUGGGGGGGUGCUGAACCUCUCCACGGGGGCCUCCCAUGACCCCCUGUCCUGGGUGGUCAUUCCCUCCGGCACGGUUGUGCUCAAGCCAGCUGUAGUCAACUAACACACACACACACACACACAUUCCAGAGGAGUUCAAGGGGGGCUGAGAAAACGUAGAAAAAGGUAGAAAAAAAUUGACACGUGAAAAGAAAGAAAGUCUACUUUCAGGCAACUUAAACUUAACAACAAAGUCCACACCUCAGUUUGUAAAAUUGGCUCGGACAAAAAAAUGUUUUAUUCAUAAGAGAAAGGUAAACUGAGGUAUCUGGUACUGCUAUCUUUGCAUUUAUCUAGCACAUUUUGGGACCAUCAACAACUCAUAAAUACAUUUCAAUCAUGUGUAAUUUUGUAUUAUUUCAUAAGGCUUGCAACAGCGGCCCUCCUCACCUCUUCACCACAUUCUCUGUCUCUGGCUUUUCUAACUUACGGUACCUUUGUUUCUGGACGGGCUCCAUUGAAACGACAGUCUUCUAAUGCUCUGUGUCCUUGCUCAAGCUCCACCUCAUGUGUAUGUAUUGAUAAUGUUCAUGUUGACAGUGUGCUCUGUGGCCUAGCAGUGAGGUAGACACACUAAUGAAACAGUAGGAGGCACUCACUGCUAGGCUAGCAACACACAGUACGUCCCCAUUCCGCUGCUUUAAAGGUUACAGAAACUACUUCCUACAAAGUGCUGUGAACACAAUUGGACAAACUUCCUGUUUUAUCGGAAGUGAAGUCAAACUGAUUUAGAAGGGGAUUACGGUUUAAUUGACUGCAUCUCCUUACUUUAAACAGUAGGGCGGUGCUAUUGGAUGUCAAUCAGAGUGCCAUCCACAGGAGCACACGCAUUAUUUGAUGAUGUGUAUGUCAAUCAGAAUGACAUCCAACCAAGGAGCACACAACCGCCUUUUAGUCAGUACAUCAACCCAGGCUAUAGUGAUGUAAACCUCACAACUGCUGCUAACCUCUCAACAACUCUCCUCAAACAUAACUGAAACUAAACGUCAGCACUUUGAGGACUAUUUUUGACAAUCUUUUCCCGAUUCGGGGAAGGUGACCAUCGUGGACCAGCCCUUUCCACAAUGACAUGUGACGGGCUUGUUGUUGCAAACUAGGGGCUUGUGUAAGGACGCGGAGCAACUAAAGUCUUAGAAGGCAGACAAACGGUGUUAUAUCACCCAGCAAAUGACCAAUAUUCUUCUUCUUUUUCUUCUCGGUAACGUCUAUGGCACAGGUGUUGUUAUGUACCCCCUGGAGGACAGGUGAAUUACUCCGGUCAGUCAGCCUCCCAGUCCCAUUCUACCAGUCCAAUCUAUUAUUGUCUUGUCUAUUAUUGUAUACUCUACUUGUCAAUAACACAGUGAGUUAAGUACUGAGUAUGAAAGGUCCACUGUUUAAGUAACACACUGUGUUGUGGAACAGUGUUUGAAAUGACCUUUCAUUAAAACCAGCUGUGUAAAACAGGUGGCUGUCCAGUGAAGAGUCCUGAGUCCUUGUGGAGUUGGCUGUUGGUUGCUUUGUUCCGAGUUCAACAGUCCCACAUUGUGACAAAAAAUAUCCAGCCUUGAGGGUAGACUGGGAGCUGUGUAUCCUGAACCACAGGGUGUGUGACACAUUAAUGGCUGAUUGACACUAUAGGGCUGACUCUAACCGUACCGUGCUGGUUCGGAUUUUCUUUUCACAUUGUUCUGUUAAGCAUGUUUCCAGCAUCAUGGCGUAACCAGGCCAGGCUGCCACAGUUAGGCAUGGUUUGGCCCGCGGUGUGAAUCAGGCUUUACUGCUACGUAGAGCUGGGCUGGUCACAGAACCACAGCCACACUAGAAACUGCAUCACUUCACUUUUCCAAGGAAGUGGGGUUAAUUCGCAGACUUCUAGAACAACUUACUUAUGUUAGAAUCCGUAUGGUUUGAUUGAUGCAUUCAAAAUGCACUUAUACCGUACACACCAAUGUCUUUGUUACGUUUUACAAAACAUGGAACUGCCAACUUGUACUUGUAGCUCUCUGGAAACAUUUUGUCUUUCUCUUUCCAUCUUCACUACCUUGGUUUUCCCUUAAUUUACGCUCAGGCUUGAAACGGCCACCUUUCUCUGUGGACUCUGGGGUCCUUCCACAAGCUGGCAUCGCAGAGAUAUGAUGUAUGUAGAAUGUUGAGUGAACCAUGUUAUGUGGGUAUAGGAGGGGAGGUGAGCAUCUCAACACACGAAACAUUCCCCUGAAGAGCCAAAUACCCCUCCCCCUCUACUCACUCUCUCUCCAUCUUUCUUUAAAGGUCUUACAUUUCCAUUUUCCAUGACGGCAUGUCCAUACUUUAUUUUCCAUGACGGCAUGUCCAUACUUUAUUUUCCAUGACGGCAUGUCCAUACUUUAUUUUCCAUGACGGAUGUCCAUACUUUAUUUUCCAUGACGGUAUGUCCAUACUUUAUUUUCCAUGACGGUAUGUCCAUACUUUAUUUUCCAUGACGGUAUGUCCAUACUUUACUUUCCAUGACGGCAUGUCCAUUGUUUUGAGAAUAAUUACAGUUAUGGUUGUUUUUGUUAGUCAUUUGUUUGUUGUUUUGUCAUGGAUGUUCAGACGAGACAUUUUCUGAUGUUGAAGCUUGGUUUUAUAUUUCUUGUGAUGGCUGCUCUGUAACUCAGCUUUCUCCCUGGGCUGGCCCGGGAUAUGGACGGGCUGUAGGGAUGAUGCUCCUUCCUGUCCUGAACAGGGUUGUGUUCAUUAGGACAUGCAACAGAAAACAGAAAAACAUGUUUUGCAAUGGAAAAGUAGCGUUUCUGAGCGUUGGACACAUCCACAUAGUCCCUUCCUUUCCGUCCGUUUGGUGCCUAAUGAACACGACCCAGGUGAGUGGGGUCAGGGGAUGGACAAUUUAUAAUAAUACUAAUAAGAUAUAAUCCUCACUGACAAUCACACAGUUAUAGAAGAGGCCCUGUACAGAUCCUCACUCUGUGGAGAGAGUGCACACCCUCUGAGUCCAUCUAUUGGCAGGGUUUACCUCCAGACCCACACACUCUCUGAGUUCAUCUAUUGCAGGGUUUACCUCCAGACCCACACACUCUCUGAGUCCAUCUAUUGACAGGGUUUACCUCCAGACCCACACACCCUCUGAGUAAAUCUAUUGACAGGGUUUACCUCCAGACCCACACACUCUCUGAGUCCAUCUAUUGACAGGGUUUACCUCCAGACCCACACACUCUCUGAGUCCAUCUAUUGGCAGGGUUUACCUCCAGACCCACACACUCUCUGAGUCCAUCUAUUGACAGGGUUUACCUCCAGACCCACACACUCUCUGAGUCCAUCUAUUGACAGGGUUUACCUCCAGACCCACACACUCUCUGAGUCCAUCUAUUGACAGGGUUUACCUCCAGACCCACACACUCUCUGAGUCCAUCUAUUGACAGGGUUUACCUCCAGACCCACACACUCUCUGAGUAAAUCUAUUGACAGGGUUUACCUCCAGACCCACACACUCUCUGAGUCCAUCUAUUGGCAGGGUUUACCUCCAGACCCACACACCCUCUGAGUCCAUCUAUUGACAUAGAGGGCAUCUGUUAGGGAUUGGGUUUAGCAGACCUAGGGCUAGGCUAGACGAAGGGUUUAACAGACCUAGGGCUAGGCUAGACGAAGGGUUUAGCAGACCUAGGGCUAGGCUAGACGAAGGGUUUAACAGACCUAGGGCUAGGCUAGACGAUGGGUUUAGCAGACCUAGGGCUAGGCUAGACGAAGGGUUUAACAUACAUAGGGCUAGGCUAGACGAAGGGUUUAACAGACCUAGGGCUAGGCUAGACGAAGGGUUUAGCAGACCUAGGGCUAGGCUAGACGAAGGGUUUAACAGACCUAGGGCUAGGCUAGACGAAGGGUUUAGCAGACCUAGGGCUAGGCUAGACGAAGGGUUUAACAGACCUAGGGCUAGGCUAGACGAAGGGUUUAACAGACCUAGGGCUAGGCUAGACGAAGGGUUUACCAGACCUAGGGCUAGGCUAGACUAAGGGUGUAACAGACCUAGGUUUAGAGGAAGGGAUCCUCAGGACAACAUCAACUGAACGAAUUACAAUCUGAACAUCUAAAAUGGUGGGUAGCCUGGAGAGGGGGGGGGGGGGGGGGUGAAUGGAGAAAUGAAUGAACAGGGUAGAGAGAGCGCAUCCCACCCUCACCAGGGCCUCUCGUCUCUGAAGUCAGUGCCCAUCCCGUUUCUCUCUCUCUCCCUGCCUGAUGCUGCCAGCCAGCAGGGAAACUAGGUCACUGAACUCUGUCUGCUCUCUGUUUUUUGUAUAUAAAUUAAAGCCAAAAGGCUGAACUCUCUCACUCCCUCUAGCCGGUCAGUGGUCGCCACAAAGCUUUUCACCAGAGGAGGGUUAGAGUAAAAAACACACACACAUAGGCAGGCACACACACACACAAACAGGCACACACACACACACACACACACACACACACACACACACACACACACAAACAGGCAGGCAGGCACACACACAGGCAGGCAGGCACACACACAAACAGGCAGUCACACACACAAACAGGCAGUCACACACAUAAACAGGCACACAAACACACAAACAGGCACACAAACACACAAACAGGCACACAAACACACAAACAGUCACACAAACACACAAACAGGCAGGCACUCACACAAACAGGCACGUAUGCAGACAGACAGGGUAAAACACUAAAACAUGCAUGCGCGCCCUCACACACACAGUAAACAAACCCAAAUAUCCAGUAUAAUCCUCUCUGGCUAAAUAUGUUUGGGGUUUUUAAGGAGUGGGUCAAAAUAAGUCAUGUUGCGCCGGAGGCUGCAGUGCUAUCUCUGACAUGCCAAGGGAGGAUUUGUGCUGAGCAGAUUCACUGCAUAUUUCUAUUUCUGCCUCGACCACUCUUAAUCACUGUGGUCACACACACGGAGAGCUGCACACAUGUACACACUCUCUAGCCUCCUCUUUGGUGGCCAGUAUUUCUAUCUCCCUCCAGGCAGGCUUGGUAGAAGCAAACCACCUCCAUGUCAGUGGACCGAGCUCCAGUGUGAUUUCAGAGUCAGAUGAUGUCACCAGUAACAGGUGUUAAGUAGGCUAGGUUUCCCUGGCAACAGUGGAAUCCUCAGACAUGACUGUUCUCCCCAGUCCAAUCCCCUCUGUCCUUUCAUCCCUUCAUCUCUCUCUCCUCCUCUGUCUCUAUUGCUCAUUGAAGCCAGAGAGAGAGAGGAGUGUUCUGGUAGCCUGGUCCCAGAUCUGUUUGUUCAGUCUGACGAAUUCAUGACAAUGACAAUAGGAGUUGACAAGACAGCACAAGCAGAUCUGGGACCAGGCUAGGGUUCUAGGCUGCUGGGUGGAGAAAGCUGAAAUUGACACGGAUCCUAUUCCAGGUUCCACAUAUUUCAAUAUAAAAAUAAGCUGUUUGAAUCAUUAACCCUUUGGGCACGUUCUGUCAUGUAAUGUUCUGCACUUUUGUCUUCCCCAUGAGUCUUUAUAUUAUAGGGGAUAUGCCAAUUGCCAACAGUUGAAAAUGUCAAAUGUAUAAGUCAAUUCAUUCUCAGUGGGUUGAUAUGGUUCUGUAAUUUGCUGGUUUUGAGGACCAAAACAAUAACUUUUAUGUUGGAUUUAUGUUUUCUUUUUUAGAAUUAACCCCUAUCUGUCAUAGUUGAAAAGAAGCGGUACUUUUUUCCUGAAAGGGUUAAAAACAAAAAGCUAUUUGACGCCAAUGAAUAAUUAAGCUAUAACGAGAGUCACAGUAUGUGCUUAACACAGGAAAAUUUGGGGCACUAACUUGUGAUAGCUAGCAAUAUUAGUGCCACUUACAAGGGAUGCCAUUCAUUGACUGAAGUGCCACAGCAGUGCGCAAAGGGUUAAUUCAAGACUAAGGCCACGAGAGGCCUGUAUCCAAGUUAUUUUUUGCACAUUUUUUGAGAUAUUUUAAAUGUCAGUAUUUUAAAACAUAUUCCAAGUGCCUUUUAUUAUAAGUGAAAAUAUAGAAGAUAUAAAAAUAUAUGAAAAAUUAAAUAUAUAUAUAUGAAUAUAUAUUUUUUCCUGGCAUCGUGUUCUCGAGGUUCCUGAACAUGCUUCAUUUUAGAGUUGUAAAAGUCUCCAAUUGGUACAACAUAGCUGUGUGCUUCUGUUUUAGAGGAAUUUUAUUACGAUAAUGUCAAUGGAAAGAAAAUGUUUAAUAAAAUCGCAUUUGAUACAA
Messenger RNA from Salvelinus fontinalis (brook trout), 8628 nucleotides. Its product is annotated as zinc finger protein GLIS2-like. Gene Ontology annotation, cellular component: nucleus. The transcript is spliced from 7 exons. Gene Ontology annotation, biological process: smoothened signaling pathway; regulation of transcription by RNA polymerase II. The record is from RefSeq and is a predicted model, not a curated record. Gene Ontology annotation, molecular function: RNA polymerase II cis-regulatory region sequence-specific DNA binding; DNA-binding transcription factor activity, RNA polymerase II-specific. Lineage: Eukaryota; Metazoa; Chordata; Actinopteri; Salmoniformes; Salmonidae. The coding region runs from base 971 to 2527 and encodes 518 amino acids.